This is a messenger RNA of Argentina anserina (silverweed cinquefoil), 1145 nucleotides long. RefSeq names its product probable WRKY transcription factor 70. The transcript has 3 exons. The coding region runs from base 1 to 1005 and encodes 334 amino acids. Gene Ontology annotation, molecular function: sequence-specific DNA binding; DNA-binding transcription factor activity. The record is from RefSeq and is a predicted model, not a curated record. Gene Ontology annotation, biological process: regulation of DNA-templated transcription. Lineage: Eukaryota; Viridiplantae; Streptophyta; Magnoliopsida; Rosales; Rosaceae.
AUGGAGUCAUUGGAGUGUAGUACUGCUCGGCCAGCUGAAAGUGCGUCUUUGACGAAUCGGCUAAGGGUGAAGGAAGAACUGGUUCUAGGGCAUGAACUUGCGAACCAGCUUAGCAGGGUUGUUUCUAAUGGGGAUUUCAGAUCAGCCGAAGGCCUCGUUACAAAGAUCUUGUGCUCCUUCAAGAACAUCCUUUACAUCUUACAAGGAAGUAAUCCUGGGUCUGAGGAUCCUCCGGAGGAGCUUCUUUCUCAUAUGCGAGCCGAUGCUAUUGCUUUAGCUCCUCCACUACCACCUCCUCGUCCUCCUCCUCCUCAAAUUCUAGAAUCGUCAGCUUGGGAUGCUCAUACGGCUGUUAAGAGACGUGCUGCGUUCACGGAUCACAGAGGCUCAUUCAAGAGAGGAAAGAGGAUGACUUCACAAGCAUGGUCCAGAGACGGUCCAGAUUUCAAUGACGACGGUCAUGCAUGGAGAAAGUAUGGAGAGAAACAGAUCCAGAAUGCUAUCCAUUCAAGAAGCUACUUCAGGUGCACUCAUAAGUACGAUCAAGACUGCAAAGCAAUCAAGCAGGUGCAAAAACUUGACGAUGAUUCGCAGCUCUUUCGGACUACAUACUAUGGAAAUCACACAUGCACCAACAGCAUCCUCCAGGCUCCUGCAUUUGUUUUUGAUAGUACAAGCACUACUCCAAAGGAAGCGUCUGAUUCCAAGUUUAUGCUUAUAUAUGACGACACAAGCAACAGCCUCACAAACAAUCAAGAACAGCCUUUGUUCUCAUCCACCGAAAACGAGCUCAUGAUCAAGUCUAGUUAUACUACCGGCAGCCAGUCAUCAUCACUAUUAUCUAGUGGUUAUCUUGUGUCACCUGAUACAGUGGUGGGUGAGCCUUGUGAACCCAUUAGCGGUAUGCCACCACAGAUUGAGCUUGAUCUUGAGGACAUGUUUCUUGAGGCAGAGAUGGGACACUUAUUAUACGAUGAAGAAAUUUUUCCAUAUGAACUUUGGUGAAUGCCUUCCGGACUUGACUUUUCUACUUUUUGUACAGGUACUGAAAAUCAGUAUCUCUUCGAUCAGUUUUCUCCAUUUUCUUUCAUAAAUCCACUUGACGUUUGAUUAUGCAAUGAUCAACUUUCAAAUCGCAAGCUAAA